AUGAGAACAGAGAAAGCACGAUCGAUCGCUCUCCUCGAAGCUAAAGGUGUGGAGAAAUACGAAAUCGUGCUGCUGGAUUUGCAUCCUGAGCGCUGGGAAGAAAUGGCAUCAGUGAGUCGAAGUAAGCGUCUCCCCCAGGUGCACGUGGCCAACCUUUUCUUUGGUUUGGACUUCACUAUUAUUAUGGAAGCGUUUGGAAAUGCUACCACGUCGAUGUGCCUUAAUUCGUCAAGGUUUGGAAAAGUGGCAACUCUGCAAGUUGCCUUUGGGUUUCAUCCUUUGGAGUUUCAGAUUUGUGGCUGUCACAUAUCGCCAUUUUUACUUGAAAAAUCCCGCGUUACAAGUGAAAGAGGUCGUGAAGCUGGAGACCAGAAUGAAUUGAACUUUCGCGUACUGUACGCGAUGGUGGCCGGUGUCAACGCCUUUUCCUUUAUGCGGUUGCUAGCGAAGGAGUUGCAUUUCGAUGGUGUAAAGUGCUUCGCGUUUACUUAUCUCGGUCGCAGCGACCACAAGCUGGCAGAGCAAAUGAGCAAAGAGGAAACGUGGAAAAAGGAUGUGGAAAGAUGGCAGCAGAUUAUUGAUGGGCUAGAUGAGCUGAACGUAUCCCCAGACGAGCAGAAGGCAAUUUUUAAAGUGCUAAGUGCUGUUCUGUGGCUUGGAAAUAUUGAGCUUGACUAUCCUGAGACAUCGGGGAAGCUUUUGAUGUCUUCUACAUGGACGGGGGUGCCUAAUGCACCUCAAAGAGUGGUGGAACUUUUAGAGUUGGGAUCAGUGGAGAAAUUGAAACGAAUGAUGAUGACAAGAAGUGUAAGUUUGCAAUGGACGAGUGAAGCAUUCGAGGUGACUCUGGAGCAGGGUCAGGUAAAGCAUGUUCGAGACACACUCGUACGUUUGUUAUACCAGCUCGCGUUCGAGUACAUCGUUACCGCUAGGAACCAAGCAACAAAAAUUAGUGGUUCAUGCACUGAUAGGAAUGAGCUUCGUGUGGACUCCAACCCGAUUAUCCCACCAGACAUUUCACUGCUGAAGAUUGUCGACGUAUUUGGCUUUGAAGACCUCUCGCAUAACUCACUGGAUAGGGAAGAACAAGUGGUUACAGCUGCCUACAAUAACCGACCGUAUUCGUCUGUCCGUGACAAGGACACAGACGAGCUGACUAUUCUUCACCAAAGCGAAAACGUGAACGCGCAGCAAGAGGAAAAACGGAACAGAUUGUUUGUACGCAACAUCUACGACCGCAAUCCGUCUCGAUUACCUGAACCGCCUCGCGCCUUAAACAAGGGAAAUCUUCGAUUUACUGUAUUGCCGAACAAAUUACCCUUUAUAAUCCCGUACACACGUGGAAACGUUAAUUUCGUGAAGAAAAACUCGGACUUUGUCUACUCAAGCCUGUUGGUGGGGCUCGAGGCGUCGACUAAUCCUCAUUUCUGUCGAAUGCUUGCGGAAAGCAAUCAAGUGGUUUCGCUCUCACGUUAA
Phytophthora infestans T30-4 is the source of this 1476-nucleotide messenger RNA. RefSeq lists its product as uncharacterized. The transcript is spliced from 4 exons. The record is from RefSeq and is a predicted model, not a curated record. Gene Ontology annotation, molecular function: ATP binding; actin filament binding; microfilament motor activity. Lineage: Eukaryota; Oomycota; Peronosporomycetes; Peronosporales; Peronosporaceae. Gene Ontology annotation, cellular component: actin cytoskeleton; cytoplasm; myosin complex. Bases 1 to 1476 code for a protein of 491 amino acids. Gene Ontology annotation, biological process: actin filament organization; vesicle transport along actin filament.